CCCCCCCAAGCAUCAGUGCCGCACACAGCAUCAGUGCCGCACACAGCAUCAGUGCCGCACACAGCAUCAGUGCCGCACACAGCAUCAGUGCCGCACACAGCAUCAGUGCCGCACACAGCAUCAGUGCCGCACACAGCAUCAGUGCCGCACACAGCAUCAGUGCCGCAC
Messenger RNA from Volvox carteri f. nagariensis, 168 nucleotides. RefSeq lists its product as uncharacterized. The record is from RefSeq and is a predicted model, not a curated record. Lineage: Eukaryota; Viridiplantae; Chlorophyta; Chlorophyceae; Chlamydomonadales; Volvocaceae. The transcript has a single exon. The annotation marks the transcript as partial.